This is a messenger RNA of Python bivittatus (Burmese python), 1752 nucleotides long. It is a transcript of the gene POPDC1, whose product is annotated as popeye domain cAMP effector 1. Gene Ontology annotation, biological process: heart development; regulation of membrane potential; skeletal muscle tissue development. The record is from RefSeq and is a predicted model, not a curated record. Gene Ontology annotation, cellular component: sarcolemma. Lineage: Eukaryota; Metazoa; Chordata; Lepidosauria; Squamata; Pythonidae. Gene Ontology annotation, molecular function: cAMP binding.
CAGGCGCAGCGGAGCGACAGGGCGCUCCCUGAGGAGCGCGCCGGGGCUGGCAGCCACCUUAGGGCACAGAAACUCUGGAGAAGGCGCCUGGACAGCGGGGGCGCGGACAGAGCUGAUACUUCGUUCGCCUCGCCCGCUGCGUGCCUUCGCCUACCCUUGGUGCAUGCCCUCUGUGCCGUCCUCACUGGAUUCUCACGUCGAGACUCGAGGAAGAGCUGCAGCGACUCACGCUAAGGACCCGUGGGCGAGUGGAGUGGAGAAGUUCAGUUCGCAGGAGCUCGGAGACAGCUCCUUCAUUCCAAAGACCCCAAAGCAAAUUACAGAGGAUCCUUAGGCUGCUUCAAGAUGAACUCCAUAGAAGCCAGUCCAAUUACCACAACCCCUUUGAACUUCAGCCUGGACUUCAGAAAUGCCACCUCUGUGCCUUUGAAUGAAACUGUAUGUGAAAACUGGAAAGAGAUCCAUCACCUUGUUUUUCAUAUGGCCAAUAUUUGUUUUGCAGUUGGGUUGGUUAUUCCAACUACUUUCAAUCUCCAUAUGAUUGUCUUACGAGCUAUGCUAUCAAUAGGGUGUGUACUUUUUAUCAUCUGGGCAACCCUUUUCCGUUGUGCUGUGGAUAUGAUGAUCUGGAAUACGGUAUUCCUUGUUGUCAAUCUUCUGCAUUUUAUAUACUUGCUGUACAAGAGGAGGCCGAUAAAAAUAAAUAAAGAGCUCAAUAGCCUGUACAAGAGAAUGUUUGAACCACUCCAUGUUCCUCCAGAGCUAUUCCAAAGAUUGACAGGACAGUUCUGCAAUAUUCAGACUCUAAAAACAGGUCAAGCAUAUGCUGCAGAAGAUAAAACAUCAGUGGAUGAUCGAUUAAGUAUUCUGCUAAAAGGAAAAAUGAAGGUCUCCUAUCGAGGACAUUUUCUGCAUAAUAUUUACCCAUGUGCCUUUAUAGAUUCUCCUGAAUAUCGAUCAACUCAGAUGAAUCGGGGUGAGAAAUUCCAGGUUUCAAUUACUGCUGAUGAUAAUUGCAAGUUCUUAUGCUGGUCCAGAGAGAGACUUGUCUAUUUUCUAGAAUCUGAGCCAUUUCUUUUUGAAAUAUUCAAGUAUCUUAUUGGAAAGGAUAUUACAAACAAGCUAUACUCAUUGAAUGAUCCAACCCUAAGUGAUAAGACAUCCCAAAAAAUAGAUCGCCAGCCCAGCCUGUGUUCUCAGCUGUCUGUGAUGCAAAUGAGAAAUAGCAUGGCUAGUUCAAGUGAUGGUGAAGAUGGUUUACAACAUUUUCUCCGUGGGACUUCUACUGCAUCCUCCCUUCGCCAACCAUCUCCUUAUUUAAGAACAUCACCCAAAAUGAAACCUAUUGAAGAAAGCGUGGAAGACGAUGUCUUUGAAGCUCCAUCUGCCAAACCAUUUAAAGGCCAUGAGUGAUUUCACAGGACAUUCACUGAAUUGGACAGAAGAAAUGCAACUGUAAAUGAGAUUUUCAAAAUGAUGGCAUUGUUAUUUGUGUUUUAAUUUUGUCUGUCUUUUGGACCUUAAAAUAUCUAUGAGCAAACUUUUAUUGAUCACUCAAACUGUAUUAACCCCCACCCCCAAAGAUCUUGUUUGUUUCUGUAGAACUAAAAGACCCAUUUAGGGCCUUUUUAUGCUUGGGUGAAUGGAAUAUUUCAUCUAUGUCUAUAUGAGGAAUGGAGGAACUUUAUAUGCACAAGGCAUUUGUGCAGAUAUCUGGCCCCUGUUCUAUAGUAAAUGGCAACUUUCAUAGCA